CCGGCGGGCGACGCGGGGCCGGCAGUAAACCGCCCGGCGCCAACAUGGCGGUCGAUAAGGACCUGCUGGAGUUGGAUCUGUACGGCCUGCUGGGGGUCAGCGAGAAAGCCUCGGAGAAGGAGGUGAAGACGGCGUACCGGCAGAAGGCCCUGAGCUGCCACCCCGAUAAGAACCCGGACAAUCCCAGAGCAGCGGAAGUUUUCCACCAGCUGUCCCAGGCCCUCGCCGUGCUCACAGAUGCAGCAGCCAGGGCAGCGUAUGACAGAGUGAGGAAGGCGAAGAAACAGGCAGCAGAAAGGACACAGAAACUCGAUGAGAAGAGAAAGAAAGUAAAGCUUGAUCUUGAAGCCAGAGAACGAGAAGCCCAGACCCGUGAGAGUGAAGAGGAGGACAUCAGGAUAACAAGAUCAUUAGAGCAAGAAAUAAUCCGCCUGCGUGAGGAGGGCUCCCGGCAGCUGGAGGAGCAGCAGAAGCUCAUUCGAGAGCAGAUCCGACGGGAAAGAGAGCAGCACAUCCAAGGCAGACAAGAAAGAAACGGAGCAGAAGGGAAAAUAACUCCCAAACUCAAGCUAAAAUGGAAAUGCAGCAAAGAAGAUGAGACCAGAGGCGGAUAUUCCAAAGAUGUUCUGUUGCGCAUCCUACAAAAGUACGGUGACGUGCUCAAUUUGUUGAUCUCGAGCAGGAGGACUGGGAGUGCAGUGGUGGAAUUUGCUACGGUUAAGGCUGCUGAGAUGGCUGUGAAGAAUGAAGUUGGGCUGACAAAUAAUCCUCUAAAGAUUUCCUGGCUGGAGGGCCAGCCCCAGAGCAGUCCCAGCACCGUCCUCUCCGACAGCACCGCUCAGCCUAGGACUUCCCAGGGCCUUUUGCCUGAGUGGCAGCGCGGUGAGAGCACAAGGUGUUCGGAUGGCUGGUUCUUCACACAGUUUGACCCCCUCUUCCAAGUGAAAAACAAGGAUGUUCCUUGCUCAGUUCAAAGCCUCUAAUGCCAUUAUUCUGGAUUUUUUUCUAAUAUACUAGUAAGAUGCAAUAUACUUUGACUGUGGGAAUCCUCUGGUUGAAACGGGUCUCCUAGAAGGCUGCCUUAGAGAGGCUUGGUUCACAAGAGGGUGAAAUGUUAGUGCUAAAAGGAUACCUAGAUUCUUAGGGGCUGCAGGAGGGAAGAGAAAGCAAUAAUAAAUUAAAUAUCCUGCUAGAGACCUCAUUGUCUGAUUUGGGUCCUCUUUCCCAGUGCAGUUACUUUGAGUGCAAGCUCUUUCUUCACUCUUAGCUGUUUCCUGCUUGUUUCACCAGAUCAUUGCUCUGAAGCUGUUGCUCUUGUAGGACAAACGUAUCCCAAUCCCAAACCAAGGGGAAGGCAGUAACAUCUAAUGCAGGUUGUUAGCUCUCUAUUACCCCUUGCUCCUGUCGGUCCCCUGCAGUGGCAGACACGUCCACUUCUUUGGAAGCGUGGUACGUUGCACUUUGCUCUGUGGCCCAGGAUUUAUCUCAUGCUCUGCGUGUCUUCUGGUCUAGUGAGUAAUUUCUUGGCUAUGAAGGUGUGAAGGGACACACACAGAUCCUUCACGGGUUACUUGGGUUCCAGUUCAAACUUCACGCAACGCUUAUUCCCUUUUCCCCCUUCCCUCUGGUAUAAAGAUCAAAAAGCUCUAAUUGCUGGGGAGGCUCCUGCCCUGUGCUCUGUGGGUGCCCUUCGUCUGUGUGUCUGUGUCUCCAUCCGCCUGGUGGGUCCUGAGCAGCCUGUGAGAUUGUUCAGUACAUUCUCUCCUGGGGGGAAAAAGCAGAAUCUUACCCAGUUUGAGUAUCUCUCUAACAGAGUGAGAACUGGCUGGUUCAGACCUGAGGGGGUUGUUGGUGCAGUUGGAGCUUGGUAGUGGAUUCUUGCCUCUCUGGGUUCAAAAGCCCUGGCUUUUGGCUGAGUUUGGCUUGGCUGGUUAGUGUGGAGCUGCAGUGCCCUCCUGCUGGAAGGAUUAGCUGUGGAGCAGGAGGGAGAGCGGCUGAAGCAGCGGCUGGUGUUGGUGCUGAGCGGAGGCAGUGACUCACUCCUGCCCAACGCAGCUCAGUCAGUCCCUCAUUAGCUCACAAGAUCACCAGUUAUGGCCAGGGACUUGCCUCCUUUCCCACAAAUUGCCCCGCUGAUGCUUGUCUGUCCUUUCUACUGCUUUCAUGUGUAAGCACCGCAGACUCUCUGAUUGCAUUGCAGUCUUGCUGUCCAGGCUAAGAUCUCUAGGCUGCUUUGGUUCCUGCUUUUCCUAGUUCCUACUCCAGACCCUCCCCAAAUUGUUUUAUUGCUUCCACUAGGUUGCUUCCAAAAUUGGUACUGUGGUAGCAGCUUCUCUCAGCUCUACUGCUUCCAGCUGACUUACUCUUUGUCCUCAGCUCUUCAACUCAAGAAUGUGCAAAGUGAGCUCUUGCAGAUCUCUUUUGCCACUGCCUCAACCUGCUCCCUGCUCUGUCCUUCCAUGCCCUCCUUGGCUUCCCAGCCAUCAGGGUCCACACACUUGCUCUCAAGCUGCACUUAAUCUCACCCUGAUUUAAGCUGCCCUCGCUUCCUAUUUGCUGCUCCCUCUGGGUUGCUCCUAUUUUUGUCUGAAUCCGCCCCCACCUUUGCUCCCACUCUGCGACUGCAGCUUUGGAAAACAGCCCCAAACCCGGAGCGUUCUCAUGGCAACACUCUCACUGCCUCUCUGCUCCAGAGCCCUGUCUGCUCCCUUCCCUGCCUGGGUACUGGGAGCUCUGCACCAGCCUCUUCCAGUAAAGGACAGCCACGCACCACCCAGACCAGAGGAGCUCUGGAAGCAGGUGAAAGCAUGGCUGGUUGUUGGAAAAACCUUCCUGUGAGGAGGCAGUAGGUUGCAAGACACUCGUCUCUGCUGUCUUGGUUGGCUCAUUUUCUCCUAGAGCCACAGGUGCGUGUUGUCCAGCAGUUCCUGGAGAGCUGCCGGAGCCAAACGGGCGAGUUAUGCCUGAAUGACAGAGGCUGUGGAGUGGCCAGCACUGCUCGGGGCUAUUUGAGAGCAAUGACUGUGUGAUUGCUGUGUUGUGUGUGGCUCAGAGCACACCAGGGCUGCACACUGCCAUAAGAGUGUAUUGUACCACGGCAGCAGCGUGAAGCUCUUCUGCGAGGGUCUCCCUCACACCUUCAGCAGUGGGAUCUCCCUGCCAGGGCUCCUCAGGCACCUUGGGCCAUUCAUCCAGCCAUGGGAAAGUGCUGAGCAAAGCCUUCUGUCUGGCACUCUGGCAUCUUUUCUAAGCUCCUUUGAGAUGUUCAUAGAGUUUGUUUUAUAUUAUCCGCCUUUACAGCCUGGUGUGAGUCUGGCAGGUUAAGAGCUGUCUGUGCCUCCUCUGCAGUGUCUCUGUGCUUUGCUGUAGGAGGCUUCCAAAGCUUAGGGUUAUCUAGGCACACAGAGGGUUUACUGUUUUAAAACAGAGCCCUAGUAUCUAAUGUAGCUAUAAAAAAGGCAAGAAAUGGUGAGUUUCUGCAGUGUGCUUUUAAUAGUUUUCCCUGAUCCUGCCUGAAACGCCCUGGGCCUGGCAGAGCGGUCCCAUUGUCCAGCUCUGGGGGUAAAAAUCUCUCCUCCCCACGCUGGGUCUUGGCCUGAGCUCUGUGCCCUCUCCUCGGGGGAAGGUGAAGUCCCAGCAGCUCUGGCCUCCUCCCAGCCCAGAAGAGCAGCCACGCUGCUCCCCCACCCUCGCAAACACCCAAAGUGCCACAGUGGAUC
Molecule: messenger RNA, 3719 nt
Organism: Calidris pugnax (ruff)
Lineage: Eukaryota; Metazoa; Chordata; Aves; Charadriiformes; Scolopacidae
Gene: DNAJC17
Product: DnaJ heat shock protein family (Hsp40) member C17
Exons: 11
Coding region: 45-983 (312 amino acids)
Biological process (GO): spliceosomal complex disassembly
Cellular component (GO): spliceosomal complex
Molecular function (GO): RNA binding
Source: RefSeq, a predicted model, not a curated record